This is a messenger RNA of Perca fluviatilis (European perch), 764 nucleotides long. It is a transcript of the gene umad1, whose product is annotated as UBAP1-MVB12-associated (UMA) domain containing 1. The record is from RefSeq and is a predicted model, not a curated record. NCBI's taxonomy places the organism in Eukaryota, Metazoa, Chordata, Actinopteri, Perciformes, Percidae. Bases 79 to 522 code for a protein of 147 amino acids. The transcript has 4 exons.
AAGCUGAAACGAACCGAAAGGAGUUUGAAUUUAUGGCCGAAGUCUGAACCUCAUGACGAGACACAACGACGGAUAAUCAUGUUCAGUUUCCUUGGACUCCGCAACAACUCAAAGAAGUCCACACCCGAGAAGGAAGUAGAUGGAGGCUUUGUUGUCAUUGGAGAGACCGUUGAAGAACAGAGGAGGAAGAUGCAGAGCAUGAACAUCGCACAGCCGUCAACAAACGUCAUAGUGCAGCCAUCAAGGUCAUCCUGUACAGGUCCAGCUCAGCCCACCGACACAAAGCACCAUGCAGCUUCCCCUGCCGGCGCGCCAGUAGCCGGGCCCUCAGCGGUGGAAGCUGCUUCAACUCUGCCAGAUCUCCUCGGGGAUGUCCCCUUCACUCUGGCUCCCCAUGUCCUGGCCAUGCAGGCAGGGCUCCCCCUAAUUCCUGAUGUGCUGCUGUCCCGGGACAUAAACUACAACCUGACUAGUUUCCACUACGACUUCACUUUAGAGAACUCGGUGCUUCAUAAUGCCUAGUCCGUUCAAGUUUUAUUAUCAGGAGUUCACACUGUGGGGAUCUUGGCUGAUUGUUGCUUAUUCGAGAGCUUCCAGGCCUACAACAUAUUGAACGUGCUCAUGUGAUUCUGUAGCAUUAUGAACAAGUAAAAGCUCACAAAAAUACAUUAAAGCGCCCAUAUUAUGCUCAUUUUCAGGUUCAUAACUGUAUUUUAAGAUUGUACCAGAAUAGGUUUACAUGGUUUAAUUUUCAAAAAACACCA